Durio zibethinus is the source of this 561-nucleotide messenger RNA. The record is from RefSeq and is a predicted model, not a curated record. NCBI's taxonomy places the organism in Eukaryota, Viridiplantae, Streptophyta, Magnoliopsida, Malvales, Malvaceae.
CCAACAAAAUCUUGCAUGAUCUGUCCCACCUUCAGACAGCCAACCUUUCAAAAUUUAAGGAAAGUUGUGUCCUUGUUUUGGGCUUUGGUUUUGAGGUUGUUUCUCUCUCUGUCUUUGAUCAUUAAUGGAAGGGAAAUCGGCCUUAGGGAUUGAUAGAAAAUCUUCGAUAGAAAGCGAGCCGAGGACUUUGACCAUUGAUCAAAUUCAAUGUGCAAGAGAGGCAGCGAUGUAUGUGGUGAGUACGAGAAGCAUAGAAGAAGCCAUGAGUAUUUUCACAGAGGGAUUAAAGCCUGUAGUUAGCGUGGCAGCAAGAGAUAACAUGAUGGAUCUCAAACAAAUAGAGUGUUUACAAGAUUUACAAGAACAACUACAAGGCAUACGGGACGUCGUUUCUGCACCUUUUUAGUCAUAUUUUUCAUUAUUUAUUUUCAUUAUUUCAACUUUUUUUUUUAUUUACUGUAACUUGGGUUCAGUUACUGUACAGGAUGGAAUUUUGACUAAUUUCCAUCAUAAUCAUUUCAUUUUUCUCUAAAAUUAUAUUUCAGUUUUUUUUUUUUUUCA